GCUACUCAUCUAUUUUGUUGAUAAAGGUUGAUAAAGGUUUAUGAAAGUAUGACAGAAAUGUCAAAGAGUAUCCAGCAAACACCAACUAAUAGUUAUAAUAUAUAAUUGUUAGGGCUUGCUGGAUAUUUGGUUGGUGUUACCCAUUUGGAGGUUUUUGAUUGACACAAUUUGUUAUCAUAUUUGUAAUUGCAGAAAAUGUUGUAUAUGCCUAGAUAGCAAUGUUUCUAUAUUAUGUGAGUUUGUUUAGAUACUCUUUGUAUUUGGCAUAUUACGCUAAAAAAUUUUAUAAUUGCUUGUCACUAAUUAUGUCAAUGGGAUAAGGCAUUACUAUUUUAAUGAGAUUUUACGUCAUUACAAAAAAUAUUAUAGUUUUAUAUUAGAGGAAUCUGAAUGCUAGACAUUUGAGUUAAUUCCAUGCCCUAUUUGCCUACAUGCCACAGAUUGUUGUAAAUUUUAGGAUAAUUCUAGAUCAUCACUUUUAGAUACUCCACAUUGCCGGUCAGAUCGACAUAAUAUGUGACGAAUUACUGGAGAUUCCUAUAGCUGAGGGCAGAUAUGACUCGCGUAUGGUUGCAUUGAAGUCUAUCGUGAAUAAACAUCAAAGGAUUAUUGCUUUCGCAAACAAUAUCGAGGAUCUGUUCUGUUACAUGGCGCUGAUGCAAUUUUUCUCUAACACGAUCCCGUUUCUGAAUUGUAGUCACUUGGUUCUGUUGACUUGGAUAUCAUAAUGAUGAAGAUCAUACCUUACUAUGUCGUCAUAAACUUAGAAGCAUUUAUACUUUGCUUCAGUGGUGAAUAUCUCAAUUCCAAGAUAUUUCACAUAAGCGGGCAGAUAGAUAUUGUAUGCCAAGGUUUACUCGAACUCUUUUCAAAAGAUUGCGAAUCUAAAUCCUACAAGGAUGCAAAGAGCGCAAUUAUCCGCAGGCAUCAAAAUGUCAUUGUCUUUUCAAACAAUAUCGAGAGACUCUUUUCUUACAUUGCACUAAUGCAGUUUCUUACAAACACGCUCGUCAUAUGUUGCUUAGCAUUUAUGAUCAUGAUAACGCUCGAUGAUAACAAUGGCUAUAUUAUGUUAUUAAAAUCCUUGUUUUUUUACAUCGCUAUCACUUUGGAAGCGUUCAUAUUUUGCUUUGCUGGAGAAUAUCUUAGCAAUAAGAGCAAAUCAGUUGCAAAUGCAGCUUACGAGGCUUUUUGGUACGACGCAAAACCUUGCGAAAGUCGAAUUUUAUUAAUUUUAAUAUUGAGAUCACAGAAACGAUUGACUUUAACGAUUGGGAAAUUUAACGAUCUGUCAUUGGAAGUUUUUGGGAGUAUUUUGAAAGCUUCUGCUUCUUAUGUAUCGGUGCUACUUGCGAUGUCUUGAUCAACAACAAAAUACCAACUGCGAAGUCUGCAUAAACAUAUUUGCAUAUCAUAUAUGUAUAUUAUAUUAUUUUAAGUCAUUAUGAGUAACGUAUGAAUAUUUUAUUUUCUCAUAUUUUGCACACUUAUCGCUUUUUAUAUAUUUUGUUUAUCUCUUCGUAAAUUUUAAGAACAAGUCAUAAAGAUGUAAACGCUAAAUAUUCUCGUGAUUCAAAAAUAUAUAAAGAAGCAUUUACCUUAUCAUGUUUUCCAUUUGCGCCGUACAAAGUUCUAUUAAAAUGCUGUCGUCAACGAAA
This is a messenger RNA of Monomorium pharaonis (pharaoh ant), 1658 nucleotides long. RefSeq names its product odorant receptor 22c. Gene Ontology annotation, cellular component: plasma membrane. Gene Ontology annotation, molecular function: olfactory receptor activity; odorant binding. The transcript has 6 exons. NCBI's taxonomy places the organism in Eukaryota, Metazoa, Arthropoda, Insecta, Hymenoptera, Formicidae. Bases 728 to 1363 code for a protein of 211 amino acids. The record is from RefSeq and is a predicted model, not a curated record. Gene Ontology annotation, biological process: sensory perception of smell; detection of chemical stimulus involved in sensory perception of smell.